UUCAAUGGCACCUCAUCCUUCUGCAAACCAACUUCUCCUUCUUUUGUGUUGCAGACAAUCGCAAUAAUAGCCCAAAAGGGCUGGGCUAAUUGACCUCACUCAGCUAUGGCAGAGGGUUUCGCGUUUGCGGCCAGCGUCGUGGCUUUUAUUCAGCUGGCUGAUCGUGUCGGUCAGCUCUCCAAGACCUUUAUCGACGCCAUGAAAGGGGAGCCUGGGCCCUUGAAAGCGGUACAGGCCGAGAUGUCUGCAAUGACAACACUUCUCAACGAGCUGCAUAAUCAGUACGACGCUUCCGACCCUCGUAUCUCUGUGGCGAUCGAAAAGGCUACGGACCAACCCAUCAAGACUUGCCACGAUUCGGUCCAGAUGCUGGAAAUGGAGCUCUCCAAGCUUUCAAUUUCUCCCGCUCAUACGAACACGAGGCCGUCAAAACGCCAAAGGAUCAAGCAAUCCGUGAAAUGGGCCACGGGCGGAGAGACGAGGGUCAACAAGAUUAUCGAUGACCUGGCCGCUCAGAAGGCCACCCUAUCUUUGGCCUUGCAGAGUAGUCUCUCACGAGACGUCAGUGAGGUGAAGGACUUUUUGACGGACUCACAACGGCACGACAUAGUCAACUGGUUACAACGUACCAACCCUUGCGAUAUACACAAUCGCUCCGUCAACCUCUACGAACCACACACAGGUAACUGGGUGUUCCGGAGCACCGAGUGGAGCGAUUUCAUCUGUGGCCAUUCCCGCUCCUUGUGGAUUCACGGCAUCCCUGGAGCAGGGAAGACGAUUUUGUGCUCAAACAUCGUCGAGCAUCUACGACAGCUACAGGAUCGGCGGACCGGCUGGGUGUACUACUACUGCUACUUUGGUCGGAACCAGGACGAUACGGAGCCGCUGCUGAGAUGGAUCAUUGUCCAACUGUGUCAACAAGCCCGGUAUGUGCCUAAGAAGCUCUCGGCCGCCUACCAGAGCGGGCAUCAACUCGGUAUCGACGAUCUGCUGUCUAUCUUGGAAGCAGUCCUUGAAGCAUUCGAUACUGCCUUCGUUACGAUAGACGCUUUGGACGAGAGCAUGCCGUACACCAAUCUCCUGGCCUGCCUUAACGUCAUUAUGACCGAACCCCGGUUCGAAAAGCUGCGACUGUUGAUGACUAGUCGGCAAUACCUCGAUAUCGAGCAAAGCAUCAAACCCCACGCCGUCUCGUUCCCGAUGCUGAACCGUUACGUUGAGGAGGACCUGCGGAUAUACAUCACAUCACAACUACAAUCCCAUUCCAAGUUCCGCGCAUGGCCUGCAGCCCUCAUCGAGGAGGUCAAUACCGCGCUAGUCCGAGGGGCUAAGGGGAUGUUCCGGUGGGCUGUCUGCCAAGUCGACAUCCUCGGAAGACUCAAGUCCCAGUCCGACGUCCGAAAGGCGUUGACAGAGCUACCCGAAACACUGGAUGAAACUUAUGAGAGAAUCCUGCUGGCGAUCCCGCGCGAAUACCGUGAUUUUGCCCGGACGGCGCUGGCGAUUCUUGCUGCCCAAAGCGAGCUUGGAAACAGGACCAUGACCGCAGAGGUCCUCCUGGCCAUGGUCCUACGUUCCCUGGACGUAGGCACUGACCACCUUUACGAUAUAUACGAUAUACGGGAAUUCUGCGGCUGCCUCGUCACCUUCGUGCCGGCCAUAAUUCCUUCAUUUCAGCCCAACCCCGCCUACUUUGCCUCGUUUAACCCGUAUGGACCCAACCGCCAACCCCUUUAUGUAGGCAAUGGAACUGAGAGCGCAACCCACGUCGUGAUGGCGCACUACACGGUGAAGGAGUUUUUGUACGCCGAGCGGACGGCCCAGAAAUCCGAGAAUCAUGUGGCGUCUUUUGCGCUGCAGGAGGAGGUUGUCAUCCGCCGGUGGGCAGACCUCGUGAUGGAGGUUGCGCUUUCUGCUCGGCCAUCCGACCGGCCAAUCAGUGAUAAUUCGAUGGAGGACUACUGCGUCGCGGCCGGGCACACUGUCAUUAAGACCUGGGAAGACUUUAUCACCAACAACGGCAAGCUUGUUAGCCAUUCCUUGGACUUCCUCAAUGCGGCCGCACCACAUCGCUCGCGAGUAUCGCCAGGGGGUAUUCUUAAAAUCAAAUGGUACUCUCCACCAUCCAACCCCCGGAUCGCCACGCUAGCCGAGUGCUGUGCCCAAGGACUGUGGCUCCUUGCUGGUGCCGCAUUGAAAGACCUCACCGCCCAACAAAUCAUCGAAACCUCGGUUGUGAUCGGCCACGACAAGAAGCGGUCACACCCAACACGGCCCAAGAUGGUUGGCAUGUCUGUGCCGUUAUUGUUCGCCAGCCUGGCGCUAGAGUCUUACCUGCACCGGGAUGACAGGCACGACGGCCGACCGCAGGAAGUUGCCACACUCCUCUCAACCGUGGUCGGUUGGGAAAGCCUACUACUCGCUGCCACGGUCGAGCACAACCACGCCAGCCCCUCAGGCUCUUUCCUGGAAUGGCUCAUUCUCCAAGGGCCGGACCUCGACGCCUGCCCUUGCCGCCUAACAGCGCUCCAGGCCGCCGUCCAGCUGCGGGACUACGAGGCCGUCAAGCUGCUACUUGACAGCGGUGCCGACGCCAACACUGUCGGCGCCGCGAGCGGGUACAGCAUGGCCGGCACCGGGCUGGAUGAGAGCGUGGCUUGUGACAGCCCGGUUCGGAUUCUCAAGACGGGUCCCUGUGCCUUUCGUGCCGAGGUUGCCCAACGGGUAGGUCGCGAAUCUAGAAGGGGCGGCACGACGAGGGGAAAGCUUGAGGCGCUUCUCCUUGAUGCUGGAGCGAGGGAUUUUACUACGAUGGAAGUCGGCUGAUCCUGGAAAAGGGGAUGGAUAUGCCUGGAGAGCUUGAGCCCUGCUACUUCAUAACUAAUCACACUCAAUUGACUCGUCUUUGACUUCCUGGGUUCAGGAGACAU
Messenger RNA from Chaetomium fimeti, 2930 nucleotides. RefSeq lists its product as uncharacterized. Lineage: Eukaryota; Fungi; Ascomycota; Sordariomycetes; Sordariales; Chaetomiaceae. The record is from RefSeq and is a predicted model, not a curated record. Gene Ontology annotation, molecular function: protein binding. The coding region runs from base 106 to 2826 and encodes 906 amino acids. The transcript is spliced from 4 exons.